AGAAAAGUUUUAACUUCCAACUUUCUCAUUUUUCUUCAUAUGGCUUGAUAGAUUUUAUAACAUAAACCUGUCAUAGUUCGGAUACUUUACAAGAGUCGCGAAGCAUAAAACUCUCUUAUCAUGAGUCAGGUUCAGUGUUUGCCAGUCUCGGGAAAGAAUAUGUCGAAAGUUAAAAAAAUUCUGGAAGAAGCUCAAAAUCUUCAAACUCGUGAAAUUGAUUUAGUCGAAAAGAAUAUUCAUUCUUUCGAUGAAAUUCCUAACAUCUUUUCUUUGGGGUUUGUGACGCGGCUCACUUUAAGUCAUAAUAAGAUUUCUGUAUUGCCAGCCGCUAUUGCCAACUUAACUAACUUGGAAAUUCUUAAUUUAUCCAAUAACCAUCUCGAUGAAUUGCCACUGUCACUUUCAUCGAUGUCAAAGCUGAGAAUCCUCAACUGUUCAAUUAAUCGUCUUAAUUCACUGCCAAGGGGGUUUGGUGCUUUUCCCGCUCUCGAGGUUUUGGAUUUGUCGUACAAUAAUUUGAACGAAAAUGUUUUACCAGGAAAUUUCUUCAAGUUAGAAACACUCCGCGCUUUGUAUUUGGGUGACAACGAUUUUGAAUAUUUACCACCGGAGCUCAAAAACAUGAAAAAUUUGCAAAUCCUUGGAUUGAGAGAUAACGAUUUGCUUGAACUCCCUCGUGAAAUCGGAGAAUUAACUCGUUUGCGCGAAUUGCACAUUCAAAAUAACCGGUUGACAGUCAUUCCUCCGGAAAUCGCAAAUCUGGAUCUCUACAACACCAAGUCAGUGUUCAAGAUGGAAGAGAAUCCGUGGGUUCAACCAAUUGUUGAGCAAUAUUUACUCGGAAUCAGUCAUGUACUCGAAUAUAUUAAGACAGAAGCUUAUAGGAUUUUGUACAAUCGUCACGUUACUGGAGGUGGAAAGAGUGCAGUUGCAAUACCGCCAAGAGCUGACAGAUCAAAGAAACUUUCUCGUGCUCGCUCUUAAACUUUUACCCUUGACGAAACAUGACCAAUUCGAGAUUUCUACUGGAUUCAGAUCCACAUUUGGAACAAAGAAAUUUUUAAUGUGCCUUUACUAACUCCUUAAGUUUCCAAAUAAUAUUCGUUAGUAAGUAUUAAUAUUAUCUAAAAAAAUUAAACUUGUUUUGGUCUCAUUUUUGAGAUGCACAGAAAUUUUACUUAACUAAUGAAAUUUUAAUGUUGUUCAACUGGUUUUGUUUCUUAAACUUUUUUAAUCAUAAUUAAACUCCAGAAGAUUUUUUCUCGGAGAACUAAUAGUUUUCUAAAUACAAAAUAAAAACUUUAAGAAAGUUGAUUCAAAUAUUUUCUGAUCAAUUUAUUCAAAACGAUAUUUGCAAUAAAUAUAAUUAACAUACAUUGAUUGUUGGGUUCUCAUUUGGUUAUUUUAAGUUGAAAGUCAAAUAAUUUGCUUGAAAAACGAUCAUUUAAAGAUAUUGCAAAACUUACAUUGCACGAC
This is a messenger RNA of Clunio marinus, 1476 nucleotides long. NCBI's taxonomy places the organism in Eukaryota, Metazoa, Arthropoda, Insecta, Diptera, Chironomidae. The record is from the annotation of a GenBank genome assembly.